Messenger RNA from Cheilinus undulatus (humphead wrasse), 1794 nucleotides. RefSeq names its product otopetrin 1 (gene otop1). Gene Ontology annotation, cellular component: membrane. The transcript has 6 exons. The coding region runs from base 1 to 1794 and encodes 597 amino acids. Gene Ontology annotation, molecular function: proton channel activity. Gene Ontology annotation, biological process: proton transmembrane transport; inner ear morphogenesis. Lineage: Eukaryota; Metazoa; Chordata; Actinopteri; Labriformes; Labridae. The record is from RefSeq and is a predicted model, not a curated record.
AUGUCUCCCACAAUCGUUGAACACAACGGCCUGGACAUCAUGUGUUUGAAUAAGUACUGUCACAGUUCCUCUUCUUCCUCGUCCAGCUCCGAGCAGGACAAGAAGAUUUUCUCCAAGCUCAGACUCAGUUUGUCAGGGGAAUAUCCGAGGAAGAACGCAGAGAUCCUCAGCGGUCAGUAUGGCAUCAACGUGCUGCUGAUCGGGGCGGCGUUGAUGCUGGCUAUUGCGCACCAUGGCCCCUCUGUCAAAGAAGAGCACCUGCUGUCCCUCGUCACCUGCCUCGUGCUCCUACAGCUGAUCUGGAUGAUGUGGUACAUCCUAGUGAGGGACAGACAGAAGAACACCAGGACUGAUAAAGAUGUUCACGCAACAACAUGCUGGAUUAGAGGUGGUCUGACUCUCCUUGCACUCCUUUCCCUCAUUAUGGACGCUUUCAGAAUUGGAUAUUAUGUUGGGUAUCAAUCUUGUGUGUCAGCUGUGCUAGGGGUAUAUCCUGUCAUUCAUGCAACUCACACCAUUGCUCAGGUGCACUUUCUCUGGUUUCACAUCAAGGAUGUCAUCAAGAGCUUUGAAACGUUUGAGAGAUUCGGUGUAAUCCAUGCAGUGUUUACCAACCUCCUCCUGUGGUGCAACGGUGUGAUGUCAGAGGCUGAGCACUUCUUGAACAACCACAAGAGAAGACUCUCUUCCCUGGGCUACGGAAACCUCACCAUAGUUCACACUGAGCCUCACUGUAACUGCACCACCAGCACUUGCUCCAUGUUCUCCAGCAGUCUUUACUUCCUCUACCCUUUCAACAUUGAGUACCACAUCUUUGUCUCUGCCAUGCUCUUUGUCAUGUGGAAGAACAUUGGACGAACCAUUGACCUCUCUUCAAACCGGAAGAAGCUGGCAACAAGAACCAAGAGCUUAACAUUUGGCCCCAUUCUGGGUCUACUUGCACUGGCCAGCACGAUAGGGAUCCUUGUGGUGUACAUCACCCAUGUAGAGCAGUCCCUCCAAACUCGCCAGUCAGCCAUUUCCAUGUUCUACAUUUAUGGCAUUGUCAUGCUGGUGUUCAUGUGCUCUGCUGGUGCUUCAGGUUUGCUGAUAUACCGGGCAGACCAUGUUCCACUGGACACCACAAAGAACCCAUCCAGACAGUUGGACACAGAGCUGCUCUUUGGCUCCUCUAUCGGCUCCUGGCUCAUGUCCUGGUGCAGUAUAGUGGCUGCGUUAAGCACCAACAGCAGCCCUCCUUACCGCUGGACCAACUUGAUCUACUCCCUGCUUAUUGUGCUGGAGAAGUGCAUCCAGAACCUCUUCAUCAUAGAGUCACUGUACCGCCAACAGGAUGAUGGGGAGAGGGAUGACCCUGAGCUGCCGGCUGCUCCAGAAAUCUUCUCGGUGACGUCCUCAUUGGCCCCACCAUACAACGGCAUCAUCAACAGAGGCUACAAGACUCCGGACAGGGCCUGUGUCACAAUCGAGAACGAGCAGGAGGAGAUUGGACAGGUGUACAAUUGUCCGAGGAAACCCUCUGAAGUGCCACUUGCUCUUGGAGACAAGGUGGUGCAACCCCCAAAUAUAAAGAGGCAAAUCCUGAAAAACAUUGCAGUGUUCCUGCUGAUGUGCAACAUUUCACUGUGGAUCCUUCCUGCCUUUGGCUGCCGGCCACAGUACGACAACGGCCUCGAACAGGAGACUUUCGGCUUCAGCAUAUGGACCACAGUUCUCAAUUUCGCCAUUCCCUUGAACCUUUUCUACCGCAUGCACACAGUCGCCUCCCUCUUCGAGGUGUUCCGCCGGGUCUGA